This is a messenger RNA of Hyaena hyaena (striped hyena), 709 nucleotides long. RefSeq names its product chromosome unknown C12orf73 homolog (gene CUNH12orf73). Gene Ontology annotation, biological process: mitochondrial respiratory chain complex III assembly. The record is from RefSeq and is a predicted model, not a curated record. Bases 123 to 326 code for a protein of 67 amino acids. The transcript has 3 exons. Lineage: Eukaryota; Metazoa; Chordata; Mammalia; Carnivora; Hyaenidae. Gene Ontology annotation, cellular component: mitochondrion.
GGCGGGGCUCUCAGGCCCUGUACUUUCGGUUCCGCCCGCGGGCCGUCGGCUCCGACCCCGGCGCAUUUCCGGCCGCGGUCAGACCGUCUGCCGAGCGCUAGGGCACUUGGCGCCCCUCGACCAUGCCCGCGGGCGUGUCCUGGGCCACCUACCUGAAAAUGUUCGCCGCCAGCCUCCUGGCCAUGUGCGCAGGAGCCGAAGUGGUGCACAGGUACUACCGGCCUGAUCUGUCAAUACCUGAAAUUCCACCAAAGCCUGGAGAACUCAGAACGGAGCUUUUGGGACUGAAAAAGAGACAACAUGAACCUCAAAUUUCUCAGCAAUAGAAGCUUCAAAAUACAACUCUGCCAAGAACUCUGUGAAUAAUAUAUUUAAGUAUUAAAUUCAUAUUUUAAAAUCUAUUGAGUCAAACUGCUAAUCUUUAAACACCUAAUGCAAUGCUGACUGCAAGGGGAGGUGCUCAGGUGUUAACUGAUGCACUGAGAUUUAGUUAUGGGUUGACCAGUGUUUCUUGAGAACUGCCAAAGUAUAUCAUCAGCUUUUUGAAUGUGGUUGAAUAGAUACUUGGUUUUGAAUGUCAUGUGAGAAAGAAUAUCUGCAGUGUUUCCUACCCUUAUAAUUCUGGUUUAUUUCUCUGAAUAAGCCUGACUACCAUGGCAUAAUGGGAAUUUCUAAAUUAACUAUAAUAAAAGUGUCAUUGACAACGAAA